AUGGGCACCUCCAACAGUGACCUGAUCCAGUCCAAUGCCGACAACUGGCAGCAGAGCAACUGGACCAUGUACGCUUAUACUCUCAUGGAGACUAGCGCCACUACCCAGGAGCCCAUCUACGGUGAUGGCCAGGCAGACGGCACUAAGGGCGACAAGGUCACCAUGCACUUUCGAUGGCUCGACCGGCAGCUACACCUAGACCGUUCUGAUCAACGGCAAGACCGCCUCCACCCUCUCCACCAGCGAUGGCAAGGCCUUGGGCUGGGGAAGCGCUGUCGAGUGUGCCGAGGACAACUUGCGACACUGUCGGUGCUCACUCUUGUGCACGGUUAUUGCCAACGGGUUCCAUUUCAUGGGUGGAACAUGAGGAGGAGCGGCAGAAAUGGAACUUGCUUCUAA
Molecule: messenger RNA, 399 nt
Organism: Aspergillus luchuensis
Lineage: Eukaryota; Fungi; Ascomycota; Eurotiomycetes; Eurotiales; Aspergillaceae
Exons: 4
Coding region: 1-399 (132 amino acids)
Source: RefSeq, a predicted model, not a curated record